AUGGAAAAACCAAAGGGCCAAAAAAGCGAGAAGAGCGUUCAUUACCCCUGCUACAAGGACGCCUAUUCCGCCACUCAAUACCCCAAGGGCAUUCCCCGCCGUUGCCUUGGCCAGAAUCUCGAGUGCGCGCGCCUCGUCUGGUGCGGCAGCUGCCGCGUAUGUCGUGAUGAGAGUUGGUUCCAACAGGACCCUCCCGGUUACUUCAAGACUCGUUCUUGCAACCAGUGCGAGAACAAGAAGAAGGAAACGAAGAUGAAAAAGGCCUCUGAGGAUGAAGAUACCGCAGAGCAGGCUUCUUCCAGUCAGGCUUAUUUCAGCCAGUCCGCUCCCACCCAGCCUGAUCAGCUUGUGCGGCUGAUCCCUCCCCCGACUCAGCAGCAACUCUCGAGUCUUCAUGCUUCUGAUUCCUACCAGCAAGCUUUUGGUCAUGUCCAGUCGAACCUUGGCUUCAUGUACAACCAGGAAGCCUUUGGUCUUCCUCCGCCUCCCACUCCCCAUCCCGAACCUACCACUGGCCCCUCUCAGCAGAUCCCUGGCCAUGCACAGUCGACUCCCAUCCUUCCGGCGAAUAUCGGCUUCAUGUCUACACAGCAUUCUAUUGGCCGCAAUCAGCCUCCUGCUGGCUAUUCUGAGCAGAGCACUUGCCCGCCUCUGGAGUACCUUGCCGGUUAUGGCUAG
Molecule: messenger RNA, 678 nt
Organism: Colletotrichum phormii
Lineage: Eukaryota; Fungi; Ascomycota; Sordariomycetes; Glomerellales; Glomerellaceae
Exons: 2
Coding region: 1-678 (225 amino acids)
Source: RefSeq, a predicted model, not a curated record